UGUGAGAUGGUGGCCUGAUCGUGUCAGUACGUAUAAGAUUACCCAAUAAUUUGACUGUUUGUUAUAGACUUUGUAAUUCCUCUCUUGCGCAUGCUGUGAAAGUGUUGUUUCCCGUCAUUCUCUAAUUUCAUCAAGUCCAUGUUUACAUGUAAAUUGUUUUACAGCGGCGAAGAAAGUACUUGCCAAGCGUCCAAGAUGGCUGACUUGGAAGCCGAAGUUGAACAAUUCAUUGCCGACGAUUCGGAUUUUCACUCAAAAAACAAAGACAAACCUCUUUGCAACAUGCUUACAAGAAAGAACUUUGCCAUGUAUUUACAGUUCGUGUUUUUUGGGAUCGGUUCAGUGCUUCCUAUAUUUGUCAUUUUUGCGGCUGUGGAUUACUUCGACGACAUUUUCCCCCACAAGCAGCCGGAGUUCGCUUUGAACGCAAUUUAUAAUCCUCUCUUGUUCUGUGGUUCUUUUGUAAACCUUCUCUGGGGCCGUGCUGCAAGCUUUAAAUGGCGAAUAGUCUGUGGAUUUACGGUGAUGGCUGUCUGUAUGAUAGGGUUUAUUGUUCUGGAUCAACUUGAGUUGUGUGGUUCGACUUGUCUUAAGAGCCAUUUCUGGGCCGUGUUGUUUGUGGCUGGGGUUCUUGGUUUAGCAGAUGCUGUUUGUCAGUCCACCCUGUUUGGCUUAACCACUCACGCCUUGCCACCAUUAUAUACUCAAGGACUCAUGGUAAGAUUGACUUAAUAUAUAAUUUUAUUUUAAGUAUUAUUUAACUUCUUGUCAUAAAAAAGUAGAUUCCUGUAGCUCACCGGUAGAGCAUCCAGGGGCCGGGGGCCUAACCGGAGAUUAAAUUUCUUAACUGUGGGUUUUGUUAACUUGAGGUCAAAAUUGUGUCGUUCCAAGCGUGGUUAGCUAGGGUACCUGUUAGUUAACCUCAGGUUUAACGUGACUAACACACAGUUAGCAUCCCAGAAAAAACAUUUACCAGGCCCCGGUUGUUCAAACGCUGGAUAGCACUAUCCAACGGAUAAAUCACUAUCCAGCAGAUAAGCAUUUGGGAAACCAAUCGCACUAUCCACUGGAUAGAGAUUUAUUCACCGGAUAGCGCUAUCCACCUUUUGAACAACUGGGGCCAGCAGGUUAAUAAGCCCAGACUAGUAACCAGAGGGUUAUGGGUUGCACUCCUGUUGGAAGAGAACUCUGAUUUGCCACAUCAUCAAAAAUAUCCAUUUACAUUAUAUUCUCUAGCCUUUCAGUUAGACUACUGUAACCAAGGCCAGCUAGACGCCUAUAUUAAGUUGACCAGUAGUAUGGUUCACACAAGAUUCACUUUUAAGCUUCAAAACUUAUUCUUUAGUAGAAUUCUAACAAAGAGUGUUCCCAUGGACCUACCUCUUUAGCAGCUCAGAUUACUUUCUCACAUUUUUGUUGUUAGGAAAAUGUUAGAUGUAAUAAUUUUCAUUAUAUCUUCAACAGCUUGGGGUGGGCUUAUGUGGCCUUCUGAUAACAAUACUGAGGGUUCUGACAAAGACUACUACCAAUAACCUUCACGUGUCAAGUUAUUACUACUUUGGAACUGCUGCGGCAUUCAUUCUGCUAGUCAUAGCUGCUUAUCUUCAUCUUGCAAGGGGUGAUGCAUUCCAGCGUUACUACUCCAGGGUUCCAAGGAGUGGCAUUGACACGGAUUGGAAACAUCCGAUCCAACGAUUUGCAUUCUUCACUGGUGAAGCAUUAAGAGUGCUGCGUUACAAAAAUGUCUUCUGCCAUUGUUUUCUCCUCACUCUGGUAACUGCACAACAGUAUAUUGUUAUGCCAUCUGUAGUUACUAUGGCAAUAGACUUCCUCGGUAAUGGUUGGUUUCCAGUAUUGUUGAUCCUUGUGUACAAUAUUGGUGAUGUUCUUGGUCGAGGACCAUUAGCCAUGUACUAUGUAUAUUCCUUACACUGGGCAUGGUUAUCAACUAUGAUGCGAUUUGUUGUUGUAGUUGGCAUCUGUUUGAGUGUACCACCUCAGAUGCUGAGUGACAGACCUGCUUGGAUGGCAACGUUUGUAGCAGUACUUGGACUUUCAACUGGUCAUCUGACUACAUCACUGAUCUCUUAUGCUUCCUCUGAUGUACCUGGACGAGCCAAAGAAACAGUGGGAUACUUGAGUGUGUUGAGUAUAACACUUGGAAUGGCUGGUGGAAGUGCUGCUAGUUACUGCAUUAAAGCUGUAUUGGAUAGAACUGGCUAGUAUGGAACUUGAGCAGAAAGGUCCGGUGCAAACAUUUAUGAAUUUAAAUCUACCUGCAUCACCUUAAAUAUGCCCAGAAAUUGAGGUUUUGAUAAGUACGAGGACAUUUUAAAAUAAUAUGUAAGAUUCAAAAAUGCUUUUAUCAGCCCACAGGCAAAUGAUUGUCUCCUUGUUAUCAGAAUACUGAAAUGUUUUAAAAUACCGUAAUAUUCCGAAAAUAAGGCCCGGGGCUUACAUUUUUCAAAGGCCCUUUUUGAGGGGCUUAUUUUUGGAGGGGCUUAUAUUCGGAGUGGCUUAUCUAUGGAGGGAAAUUUGCAUCUCAAAAUCGAUUGGGCUAGCCUUAUAGUUGGACGUAAAUUUACCCUUGUUUUACUUUGUAUUUGAGGGCAAUUUUCUAAUUCCAAGUCCCCAGGGGGCUUAUAUUUGCAGGGGCGGUUUAACGGAGGGUUUUUUACGUUACCGGUUUGGGGGGCUUAUAUUUGGAAGGGCUUAUACAUGGAGGGGCUUAUUUUCAGAAUUUUAUGGUAUAAUAAUAAUAAUAAUAGUGAUGAUGAUGAU
Molecule: messenger RNA, 2781 nt
Organism: Porites evermanni
Lineage: Eukaryota; Metazoa; Cnidaria; Anthozoa; Scleractinia; Poritidae
Source: the annotation of a GenBank genome assembly